GCCACCCCUCCAGCAUCGGCCGUUUGGAGUGCGUGGGGGCGUUGCCUGCGGGCGCGCAUGCGCACGGCCCGGCGUUAACGGCCGUGCUGCCGCCCGCGGUACCGGCCCUGCUGCCCGGGCCCCCUUCGCCGUCCGUGGCUCAGCGGCUAGUUUGUGCCCUUGUGGCUGCCCGACCCUUUUCUAUCGCCUGAGCUCCCGUGGCAGGAGAAGAUAAGGUGUGCUGUUCUUUGGAUUUGGGUGGCUGUUCUUCAUGCGUAAGCUCUUCAAGGAUUAUGAGGUACGACAGUAUGUGGUCCAGGUGAUCUUCUCUGUGACUUUUGCCUUCUCUUGUACCAUGUUUGAACUCAUCAUCUUUGAGAUUUUGGGGGUGCUGAACAGCAGCUCUCGGUAUUUUCACUGGAAGCUGAACCUGUGUGUCAUUUUGCUCAUCCUAGUCUUCAUGGUACCCUUCUACAUUGGUUACUUUGUUGUGAGCAAUAUCAGAUUAUUGCACAGACAGAAACUGCUUUUUGCCUGUGUUCUUUGGUUGACGUUCAUGUAUUUCUUCUGGAAACUGGGAGAUCCAUUUCCUAUCCUCAGCCCAAAACAUGGAAUCCUGUCUAUAGAACAGCUUAUCAGCCGUGUGGGUGUGAUUGGGGUGACACUCAUGGCUUUGCUCUCAGGAUUUGGCGCUGUCAACUGUCCAUACACUUACAUGUCCUACUUUCUCAGGAAUGUGACAGAUGCAGAUAUUCUGGCUUUAGAGCGACGACUCCUUCAAACUAUGGAUAUGAUUAUUAGCAAGAAAAAAAGGAUAGCAGUGGCUCAUAGGACAAUGUUCCAGAGAGGAGAAGUACAUAACAAACCCACUGGUUUCUGGGGAAUGAUAAAAAGUGUUACAACGUCUGUUUCAGGCAGUGAAAAUCUGUCCCUUAUUCAGCAAGAAGUGGAUGCCCUAGAAGAGCUGAGUCGGCAGCUUUUUCUGGAAACUGCUGACCUGCAUGCAACAAAGGAGAGAAUAGAGUAUUCCAAAACUUUCCAGGGAAAAUACUUUAAUGUUUUGGGUUAUUUUUUCUCUAUCUAUUGUGUCUGGAAAAUCUUCAUGGCAACCAUCAAUAUUGUAUUUGACCGUGUGGGGAAGACUGAUCCAGUCACAAGAGGAAUUGAGAUCACUGUAAAUUAUCUGGGAAUCCAGUUUGAUGUGAAAUUCUGGUCUCAGCACAUUUCCUUUAUUCUUGUUGGAAUAAUCAUUGUCACCUCUAUCAGAGGAUUACUAAUUACACUUACAAAGUUCUUCUAUGCCAUUUCCAGCAGCAAGUCCUCCAAUGUUAUUGUUCUGCUUUUAGCACAGAUCAUGGGUAUGUACUUUGUGUCAUCUGUGCUCCUGAUCCGGAUGAGUAUGCCUCUAGAGUAUCGCACUAUUAUUACUGAAGUCCUGGGAGAACUCCAGUUCAACUUUUAUCAUCGUUGGUUUGAUGUGAUAUUCCUAGUUAGUGCACUGUCCAGUAUUCUCUUCCUUUAUUUAGCACACAAACAAGCCCCAGAAAAGCACAUGACCCCCUAAGUAAGGACUGGAGUCACGUACUGGACUUUGUCCUUUGAGCUGGACUCCUGCAACUCCUGUGGACUACAAAACUUGAAGAAAGCCGGGACUGUUCUGGGUGUUCCAGCAGUGUAAUUGGCUCUUGGAACUUCCAUGUGUGUCUUCAUCAAGCUCUGUGGCUCGUUUUGUUAAGGUGUCACAGCUUGAAGGAAAGGUGAUGCACAUAUUGAAUGUGAGAUAGUUCAUUGCCAAGGAAUAAGUGCACUCCUUGGUACAUCAAUGUCUAGGGGGAGUGGAACUUUCUGAGUAGGCUGUCUUGGGUAAGACCUCUUACUUUUAGAAGAAUGUUUUCAUAGAGGGCACCAAGGAAAUGUGAUUCUUCGUUUGAAAAUCAACUCCCAAUUGGGAUUCAGAGGAUGGCAGUUCUGGAGUUGAAUGUUUGAGCUUGUGGAAUUAAAUAAGUUUUUGUAAUAUCUUAUGCAAGCAUCUCAACUUUUGUCAGCCUCAAGUAUUUGGCUGGAAGUGAGCUAGAAAGUGGCCAGGAUUUGUUGCCUGGCAGAAAGUGGAUAGAAUUUCAUUCCGUUUGUGUAUGGAGGGUACAGGAGUGUGUAUUACUGGUACCUACUGUCCUGAGUCUCAUCUUUGUUUCUCUCUGUGCAUAAAUGGAACUGAGGUUUUGGAUUCCUCUUUUUAAAAGUUGAGUGUGAAGCCAAAGACUACUGUUAUGCUUUGUUUAACUUAUACAUUACAAAUGUGUUUACCUUAUGUGCUGUGUAUUUGGUGUUCCCCACAACCUGUGUAUUCUUCUACAGUAGCCCUUUUCCUCUUCUUGAUGUAAUUCCAGGCAUAAAAGUAAAUUUUAUUCACAUGACUUAAACUUGUAGCUUUCUAUGUACACUCUCAGGCUUGUUUUAAAAUUGUUCUGGAACACAAAUCAUAUGUGGUAAGAGUAAGACCUGGGGAAAAAAACCAGCCACUCUAAACAAUUUAUUUGUGUAUUGUCUUUGGUGUACAGCAAGGAGGAAAAGUAUACAGCAGUGGUAUUACAGAGCUAUUUAUGUCUCAUUCACAACAACAUGGUUUUGACUUGGAGUCAGAGAAACAUGCAUGACUGAAUUGUGUAUUAACUACGGUGAUCCACAGCUGUAGGCCGAGGAGAGAGAAUAUGCUUAGAUGUCUUGAGUUAUGAAAUUAGCUUAAUGUUUGAAAGAAAUUUCUGCCUUGUUAGCAAGAGAAGGGAGCGUAAUGCACAGAGUACAUUGGUUUAUGCCAUCUCACAGUGGUUGUGCUGCUGUAAGUGUAGCAUAGAAGAGUUGCCACAGAGAUUGUGUUGAUGCAGUUGGAUUAGGGUGGGAACUGCCCCUCCUGGGAGAGGGGGAGAAAUCAAUUGCUCUUUAUUAAGAGCUUAUCCUUAAAAGGCUAAGAUGCUUAUGAAUUCAUAAAAUGUUUCUGCCUUCUGCUGCAGUGUACUUAAUUAUAUACUUCUAGCUAUUUAAGCCUUUGCAGAAGUGACCUGUUUUACAAGGCAGGAAGCCAAUGAAGCACGAUUGCAGUGUGUUAACUGAAUGGAGGUUACACCGAAGUGUUUAUUUCAAGCAGCUGCAUUUCAGCAAGAGACUGCAGUCCUUUACAGGUAUGGCACUCCUAGGAAUAGACAAGUUCUGGGAGGUGUAGUAGCAAAGAACAAUUGAAGAAAGUGCAUUUGGAAGGUUUCUUUUUCAUUCUUAGUGUAGUUUUUCUCCUCACAACUUUGUGUCAUCGUUGUCACUGUCUGCUCUUGUAGAAGCAGCUGAUUGUGAAGAGGAGGAUGAGCUUGCCUGCAGAGGAGUGACAAACAAAUACGUUCUAAUUAUUUUUAGUUUGUAAACAUGCUUGAUAGUCUGCAGUGUUAUGAAGGACUCUUACUUUCAUCUGCACUAAUCGUAUACUUGUUUGGAUAGCGGAAUGAGCCAACAAAUUUGAUUUUUGUUGUGGAAGUGCUUUUCGGUUAAGCACAUUUAGAGAGAAAUUUAUUCAGUAGAUGUUUCCUAUUUUUUAAUUCCCAAACCUGCUGAAUUUGCACUUCAGGUGCAUAGUUCAGAUCUGUAAAGUGCAGCUUUGUUACUAAGAAACUUUUGAAAAAAAACUUGUAGCUGAACAUUUGCAGACAAGGCUAAUGAAAAAUGAAAAGAGAGAUUAUUGGUCUCACUCUUCUUUGCCUGUCUCUUUUGCAUGAUCAGAAAAGAAGCAUUUAAAUAUUUCAGGCUGACCAUGCAGAGGGUUCAAAGUGACUGUUUCACAAAGAAAUUUCUGCAUUUCUGACUUUGGUUGUUCUUUAGAUUCUUUCUGAUGGCAUAAAGUGAAUAAAAUAACUUCAAACUGGCACAGUUUCUAGAAAACACCAUAAUGUAUCAACUACUCUGCCUUCUACAAAAUGAUCUAUUUUGAAAUAUUUCACCUGAUUUUCUCAAAAGUGCUUUAUGCUUUUUUGUGUAUUUAAGCACUUUUUCUCCUGCACUUUCAGGAUUGUAUUGCCUGUUUCCCAUCUUCAUUAAGGAUUACUGUAUUUGGAUUAUCUUAUUCCAUAAAAUGUCUUGUAUGUGCAUCCUUUCCAUGAUUCAGCCUCGCAUUAAAGAUACUUGUCUGUAUUGUGUCUGGGAAAA
This is a messenger RNA of Columba livia (rock pigeon), 4164 nucleotides long. It is a transcript of the gene GPR89B, whose product is annotated as G protein-coupled receptor 89B. The coding region runs from base 251 to 1543 and encodes 430 amino acids. Gene Ontology annotation, molecular function: voltage-gated monoatomic anion channel activity. Gene Ontology annotation, cellular component: Golgi cisterna membrane. Lineage: Eukaryota; Metazoa; Chordata; Aves; Columbiformes; Columbidae. Gene Ontology annotation, biological process: intracellular pH reduction. The record is from RefSeq and is a predicted model, not a curated record. The transcript is spliced from 14 exons.